CUCCGGUGGCGGCGGCGGUGAGGUCCCACUUCAACGACUGCCCCGACUCCCACAGCCAGUUCUGCUUCCAUGGCACCUGCAGGUUCCUGGUGCAGGAGGACAAACCUGCCUGCGUGUGCCACUCGGGGUACGUGGGGACGCGGUGCGAGCACGCCGACCUCCUGGCCGUGGUG
Molecule: messenger RNA, 173 nt
Organism: Mesitornis unicolor (brown roatelo)
Lineage: Eukaryota; Metazoa; Chordata; Aves; Mesitornithiformes; Mesitornithidae
Gene: TGFA
Product: transforming growth factor, alpha
Exons: 2
Biological process (GO): positive regulation of cell population proliferation; epidermal growth factor receptor signaling pathway; positive regulation of mitotic nuclear division
Source: RefSeq, a predicted model, not a curated record